Vollenhovia emeryi is the source of this 2640-nucleotide messenger RNA. RefSeq names its product PHD finger protein 12. Gene Ontology annotation, cellular component: Sin3-type complex; nucleus. Bases 536 to 2467 code for a protein of 643 amino acids. Gene Ontology annotation, biological process: negative regulation of transcription by RNA polymerase II. The record is from RefSeq and is a predicted model, not a curated record. NCBI's taxonomy places the organism in Eukaryota, Metazoa, Arthropoda, Insecta, Hymenoptera, Formicidae. The transcript has 5 exons. Gene Ontology annotation, molecular function: transcription corepressor activity; protein binding.
CGUGUCCAUACCGCUCUCAUCAAACGCUAAACUGUACUCUGAUUCGUUAUCAUUCACUUCAAUUACGAUGUAUCUUACUCUAUUGUAUAUUACUUUGUUGUACAACACUUACUACUACUUCUACUCCUACAACCCUACAACUACGUUUACGCAAUUGUAGAAUGGCCUUUAAUGUAAUUUUGAAUUUCACAGCACGAUCCUGAAAAACAGGCGUAGCACGGACACGCACAAAAUGGAGACUUUAUCGGCAGUGUCAGAGGAUGCGUGGCAAAAUAGUUCCAAAAGUAAAAAUGGACGUAAGGGCGCGCAAAACGGUCUCUUGAAACGGUAUCGGGUAAAACGCCCGGCGUGGCCGCUCUCAGGUAUCUCUCUGAUACCAGUCUCGAACAGUCCCGAAUACUCCCGAAUCACCCGAAUGUGCGAGUUUGGUGACCCUACGCGACGGAGCGUGCGUGCACGGGCGCUGAUCGCGAGCCAGAGAAGGGACAAUUUAUAACUGUUUCCUUCAACGUUUGUGCGUCGCCGCGUUUCCCAAAUGAGCACCGUCGAGUAUGGUUUUCCGAUGAUAGGCGGAUUAAUGCCGCAAAUACAGGCUCUCAUAGCACCACCGAUAUCGGACGACUCCAAGGCGGCGAAGGCGAAGAAGGAGAAGGAGGAGAAGAAGCAUCCGUACUUCAAGAGACGUGGUCGCGGUCACAACCGCGACUUUUGCGACGCUUGUAAAGAUGGUGGCGAGCUCAUAUGCUGCGACAAAUGUCCGGCCUCCUAUCACUUGCAGUGUCACUAUCCUCCCGUGGAUCCUACGGAUAUACCUAAUGGAGAGUGGUUGUGCUACGCCUGCCGUUGCGCCUCCAAGAGGGAGGAGCUUAUGGACGAGAAGGGCAACGAAAAGAAAAAGAGAUCCGCUCUGGAGCUGUUAACGCUUGCGGCUUCCCUGGUGAAUCCAAGGGAGUUUGAGUUGCCCAAGGAGUUGCAAUUGCCUAUAAUGUUUCCGGGUAGCAAUAAAGUGGAUUACGUCUCUGGCAGAAGAGGUAAACUGCUGAGCACGUUGUACAACAACGUCGGAAAAAGUCAUUGCUUGGAUAGCAACUUAAUGGUCCCGCUGCCAGCUCGUUUGUGCUACGAGUGCGGCCGUAGUUGCAGAAAAGCGCCGUUAAUCGCGUGUGACUAUUGCCCACUGUACUUUCAUCAGGACUGCCUGGACCCACCGCUGACCGCCUUUCCAAUCGGCAGAUGGAUGUGUCCCAAUCAUCCGAAUCACUUCAUAGACCAGAAUCUGUUGACCUCUUGUCGAGUGACGGAGCGCAUUAAACUCUGGGACAAGUACGCCAAUCAGCGAAUAGAUCAGCACGCAGUCAAGUUAGACUUCCUGCGCAAGGCGCGUGCUGUCAAUCCGCUAUUUCGAACGAAGGUGAGACUGGAGGGCCGGCCACGAGUGAAAGUUCCUUGCAGCAUCAAGUUCCAUUAUGAGAACCCGGUGCACAUAGAUCCGCUGCAUUCUUAUCAGGACAGUCUUAUACGGCCUGUAAGAAGUACUGCAGAUGAGAAGGUGCAACAGACAGACGUCGGGAAAGCAGAUAGCAAGGAUAAUUGUAUAGAAAGUGAGAAAACUGCCGAAGACACUGACGAUGUCAGAACGAAAAGAGAGACUGGUGAUGCUGUUAUGGAUGAGGGAAGUGAUCGGCAGAAAGUGUCGGGCGCAAGUGAGCCCACGAGUAAAGUGGGGAACGGCACUGCGACGGACAGUUCUAAGGAAUGUAACAAUCGCGAGGUUUAUGCGAGCAACUGCAGUUAUAGCGUUAAAGAGGGUGUCCAGUUGUUAGAAAGGCCAGUAUUGGAGGCAUUAGCGCAACAGAGACUAGAGGAGAUAUUAAAUCCACACGGGGAGAGUUAUGAAACAAUAAAUUGUCAUAGAAGAGCACGUGCCGCAUUAUUUUCUUUAAGCCCUAAGCCUAAUCCACCAGCAUUCAUGACUCGUAGAACCUUCGUUAUCGGCAACGGCCCGAACUGCGACUUAGUCUUGUCCAAUUACGGCAGCUGCGGAUUCACGUCCUCGAAACACGCAGUCAUAUUUUUCGACGAGGUGACCAAGCAUUACGAAUUACUUAAUUACAGCAAAUACGGAACGGUGGUGGACCACGUGCUGUAUUCUUGUGAUUGCACUCGUGUUUUAGAGGAGCAGAUAAAGGAGGAAAAGACUGAUAAAGCAACGUACGUCACUAGGGAGGAAGAGACUUCCGAUAUGAUAAAGGCUAUUCUGCACAAGGAGGGACCGACUUGCUUAGAGGAAUAUACGCGCGCGGAUGACAAGAUCGUGUGCAAAUGUAAUAUAAAACGUGACGCGAGAACUAAUGAGCAUCUGGAGGAGGGGUGGGAGGGAAGUGCAAUCGUCACACAUGGCUCGACCAUUACAUUCGGAUGUCUCACGUUUGUAUUUAAUACAUUGAAUACGUAUGUACAUAGAUAAAACUCGAUGUAAGACACUUCACGUUGUACAAAGGGAAAUUUUAUAUAGCAAUACAAAAUAAAUUAUCGGAGCGUUUCCUGGCGCUUGCAGUACUUUUCCGUUUUCUCUUUCAAUAACUUGUAUACUAUACACAUGUGCGUUUUACAAUCCGGAUAAAAGAUUUCAACAAAUAA